AUGACGAAGGGUACCUCCAGCUUCGGUCGCCGCUCUCUUCACAUCCAGAAGCAUGAGUGCUCUUCUUGCGGUUACCCUGCUGCCAAGAUCCGCAAGUACAACUGGUCUGAGAAGGCUAAGCGAAGAAAGACCGUCGGUACCGGCCGCACUCGCUACCUCAAGGAUGUGUCCCGACGAUUCAAGAACGGUUUCCAGACUGGCACACCCAAGGGUGCCCGUGGCGCUACUGCCGAGAAGGCCUAA
Molecule: messenger RNA, 243 nt
Organism: Fusarium coffeatum
Lineage: Eukaryota; Fungi; Ascomycota; Sordariomycetes; Hypocreales; Nectriaceae
Exons: 4
Coding region: 1-243 (80 amino acids)
Biological process (GO): translation
Cellular component (GO): cytosolic large ribosomal subunit; ribosome
Molecular function (GO): RNA binding; structural constituent of ribosome
Source: RefSeq, a predicted model, not a curated record